Cynocephalus volans (Philippine flying lemur) is the source of this 930-nucleotide messenger RNA. RefSeq names its product olfactory receptor 4P4-like. Gene Ontology annotation, biological process: G protein-coupled receptor signaling pathway. Gene Ontology annotation, molecular function: G protein-coupled receptor activity; olfactory receptor activity. The record is from RefSeq and is a predicted model, not a curated record. NCBI's taxonomy places the organism in Eukaryota, Metazoa, Chordata, Mammalia, Dermoptera, Cynocephalidae. Gene Ontology annotation, cellular component: plasma membrane. The transcript has a single exon.
AUGGAAAAUAGAAAUAAUGUCACUGUGUUCAUUCUCUUGGGAUUUUCUCAAAACCAGAACAUUGAAGUCUUUUGCUUUGUGUCAUUUUUAUUUUGCUACAUUGCUAUCUGGAUGGGAAAUGUGCUCAUAAUGAUUUCUAUCACAUGCACUCAGCUAAUUAACCAACCCGUGUAUUUCCUUCUCAAUUAUCUCUCACUCUCUGAUCUUUGCUACACAUCCACAGUGACCCCCAAACUAAUGACUGACUUACUGGCAGAAAGGAAGACCAUUUCCUAUAACAACUGCAUGAUACAGCUCUUUACCACUCAUUUCUUUGGAGGCAUCGAGAUCUUCAUUCUCACAGGGAUGGCCUAUGACCGCUACGUGGCCAUCUGCAAGCCCCUGCACUACGCUGUCAUCAUGAGCAGGCAGAGGUGUAAUGCAAUCAUCAUGGCUUGUUGCAUUGGGGGAUUUAUACACUCUGCCAGUCAGUUUCUUUUCACCAUCUUCUUACCAUUCUGUGGCCCCAAUGAGAUAGACCACUAGUUCUGUGAUGUGUAUCCUUUGCUGAAGUUGGCUUGCACUGACACAUACAGAAUUGGUCUCUUGGUAGUUUUUAAUUCAGGUCUGAUUGCUUUGGCAACUUUUGUGAUUUUGAUAGUGUCUUAUUUUCUGAUAUUAUCCUCCAUCAGGGUUUACCCCGCAGAGAGCCGUACCAAAGCUCUUUCCACUUGCAGUUCUCACAUCACAGUUGUGGUCCUAUUCUUUGUGCCUGUUCUCUUCAUUUAUAUUAGACCAGCCACAACUUUUCCAGAAGACAAAGUGUUUGCUCUUUUCUAUACUAUCAUUGCUCCCAUGUUCAACCCUCUAAUUUACACACUGAGAAACAUGGAGAUGAAGAAUGCCAUAAGAAAAAUGUGGUAUCGUCAAUUGUUUUUAGAAAAGAUGUAA